GGCGGGGCCAGACCGGGCGGCAACUGACCACUGGCGGGCGGCAGGCGGCUGGCUGCAGGACUACGCGCGGCGGGCGGGGCGCAGCCGACGCCUAAGUGGAGAGGGGCCGAGAGCGAGCUGGACUUCUGGGGACUCUGAGCCACUGACACCCUUCCCCUCCGCCCGCCACCGCUGCGCCCGCCGCCCCCCCCCCCGCCAGAGGAACGUCAGGUGCGCCUGGCCCAGUUCAUGUUGGAAAAUGGCUGGUUCAGAGGCAGACUUCAACCUGAAAGUCAUCCUGGUCAGUUUUAAGCAUUGUCUCAACGAGAAAGAAGAGGUGCUGCUGGAACACUACAUCACCAGCUGGAAGGGGCUGGUCAGGUUUCUGAACAGCCUGGGCUCAGUCUUCUCAUUUAUCUCCAAGGACGUAGUCUCAAAGAUCCACAUCAUGGAGCACCUGAGGAGCAGCCCUCAGUGUGAGCACUACAUGAGCCUGCAGUCCAUGAUGGCCUACGAAAUGGGAAAUGGGCUGGUGGACCUGGAUCGCCGCUCCCGCCACCCUGACUCAGGCUGCCGAACCAUGCUGCGCCUGCACCGGGCCCUGCACUGGCUGCAGCUAUUCCUGGAAGGCUUGCGCACCAGCCCUGAGAAUGCACGCACCUCCACUCUCUGUGUUGACUCCUACAAUGCCUCGUUGGCUGCCUACCACCCAUGGAUUGUGCGCCAAGCUGUCACAGUGGCCUUCUGCACUCUGCCCUCGCGCAAGGCCUUCCUUGAAGCCAUGAAUGUGGGGUCCCCUGAGGAGGCUGUGGAGAUGCUAGGCGAGGCCCUACCCUUCAUCAAGCAAGUAUACGAUAUCUCCCAGAGGCUCUACACUGAACAUUCCCUGCUAAAUUUGCCCUAGUGGCUGGUGACCAGGCCAGGCAGCUCUCCCUGCUUCGGGACUUGGGCAGGCCAAGGCCUGUACUCUGCACACAACUUUUUGGGUGCUGCUGUCACCCCUGCGAGCUGAGCUUGCCAGAAGCUGUGGACUUGUCCGCCUCUGAGCUGUAGCCUAACCCUCAGCUUCAGUUACACACAUGCUCAGUUCAGGCCCUCACUGAGGACCUGGUGAGUUCAGCAGCCAGAAGGGUUGUCCCAUUGCUAUGUGUGAAAGGUGUAUGAUCACAGGUCCCUUGGGCGUAAGGGCUAUGUCCUCCUCUAGCCACAUGCUUAGUUUCCCAUGCCUAUCACAGGCCCAGGACAAAGGAGGGACAGGGUGUCUGUGCCAGACAGGUAAUCUCGGUCUCCUCCAUACCCCUGGUGAAGGUCCAGGGUUGGUGGCUCUCUUCUUGCCCUUUGUCUCCUCUUUGUUGGCCUCUGCAUGCAGAAAAUGCCACUGGCUUUCUGUGUAGGGCUCCUAGAAAGUCCUGGGAAGGCCUCCUCCAGAGUCCCUGUAGGCAUCAGCUCCCAAGGGAACAUUACAAGGCACCCCAGCCCAGCUUGAGGUUCUAGGAGCUGAGCCAGGCCUCGUCCUCCCCAGCCAGCAGUGGCCACACUCUUUCUUCCCUGUCCUAUUACCCCUAUCUCCACAGUGAUCAGAACAGCCUGAUGGGGCAUGGUGUCAGAAGGGGCCAGGCCUGUGCCUACCUGACAGCUACUACCCAGUGCUUGGGGACCUGACCUCUCCAACUGGCUUUUACACUGGACUUAGGACAGACCAGAAGAUAGUGUCUAUAGGGCAGCUAGUGCAUCAAUGCGAGCUUACAGGAUAUAUCUGGUCCCUGAUGUAUGUGGUAUUCUCCAGAAUAAUAAAAUUACACUAUGGGACUGGG
This is a messenger RNA of Cavia porcellus (domestic guinea pig), 1793 nucleotides long. RefSeq names its product ceramide-1-phosphate transfer protein (gene Cptp). The coding region runs from base 239 to 883 and encodes 214 amino acids. Gene Ontology annotation, biological process: intermembrane lipid transfer. NCBI's taxonomy places the organism in Eukaryota, Metazoa, Chordata, Mammalia, Rodentia, Caviidae. The record is from RefSeq and is a predicted model, not a curated record. Gene Ontology annotation, molecular function: lipid transfer activity. The transcript has 3 exons. Gene Ontology annotation, cellular component: cytoplasm.